UGCAUUUGAAAUAUGACUAUUUGAAUGGUUUUCGAAGUGUUACGUACUCGAUGUAUCUGCGCUCCGUGUGGACUCAUAGACUGUAGACAGUUGUAAUCCAAUCGCGGGCUUUGUACGACGUCUGCGUGAAGUAGCCGACAGAGAACAAUAUAUAGAUUUUUAUUUUUCACAGGACAACCUGUAUUUCUAAUUGGUUGUGUAUUAAUAGUGGUAAUUGAUUAACGCUUCUAAAGUCUGGAGAAGGAUACAUAGCGAUCCGUUUAUGAAAAUGUAAAUAAGGAUUAUUCAAGACACAACGAAGUGAAGUCAUAAAUUGCAGUCUACAGCUACGGACUGAUGCUACAUGAAAUGACCGAGCCGAGUUGAAUCAAGCGCUAUGAUCGCUUCUAGCGACCUCACGCCAACAUGGCCGACGAAGAAGAAAAUCUACCAAUACCUCCCACAUUCCUCGAGAAACUUCUCUUCUACACAACAGCGACCUUUGUCCUUCUCGCUAUCUUCAGCCUCUUCGCCUUUUUAUUCUUAGUACCCUUUGUAAUAGAACCUGCUUUUACAACCAUAUUUAUGCAAUUCGAUCCAGUGGCUGCGUUAUGCGUCACUGUAGAAGUAAAACACUUGGUAGGGGCAAGUAAUUGUUCCUGGGCGUCUUGCAGAGAGGGUUGUACCAAAGAUCUAUUUGAAUGCACCCAAAUUCGUGUCAACUACAAGCUUGGGUACGCUCAAAAUAUAUCAGCCACAGAAUACGAGGCGCUCAUAAGGGCAGAGAGAUCUCUAAGAAAAGAUUACGAUUACGAAAAUUACGAAUCGCCUUUAGAUAAACUUGAUCCAGAAAUGGAAGAAGAACUACCAGAAGUAAUACCAACUGGUUUGCAGGGAAACGAUUCUGAAUGGUACUUUACUGGUGCUAGAUUAUUUCCGAAUGUGAAAGGAUGUGGUUACCCACCAGUUUUGAAUUGUACAAUAUUUUAUGGGAAGUACAAGCCCAUAGGCACGAAUUACAGUUGUUACUAUAGUCGUGUAGAUCCUGGUUUAGUGAUCACGGAUUUAGAUAUGUGGCAGAAUACGCUCAAUUUAGUUUAUGCCAUGGCUAUACCGAUUCCAUCCUUUAUUAUUUCCGUGAUAUACCUUACAUUUGCAUAUUUUAUGAUAUACAAUACUGAGGAAGAAUCUGAACAAGCGCCUUUACAAAGCGAUGCUGAAGGUAUGGCUACAGGUGAUGAAGGUAAACCUACCACACCUGGGUCAGACACAUUUCGAGAAGAUUUGGCUUGCUUUGGUCAUCAGCUCAAGCUACAACUGGCUAAUGAGAAGUCUAAAGAAGGUUUUGAAUCUAACAGCCCACCGAUCUCCAACUCAGCAUCAUUGUCUGGGACUAAAUCAUCUUUCGUGAACGCCUAAAGAACCAGAGUCACAAAGAUGACAUAGCUCCUGAAGGUUUGGGUAUAAGGUGUACCAUGAGUUGUAAUGGACAAAUGAAGACAAUUUUGCAGUGUGUGAUGCUUUGCUUCUGCUUAAGAGAUAAUUACUCAUACAAUGUGUUGUGAAUUAGGAAGAUUUUCUUUUACAUUAGUAUAAAACUAUUGCAUACAAACGUUAGGUAAGUUUACAUAUUUUUUCGCGUUGUAGUCUUAAGUAGUAUAAGUUAAUUUAAUAUUUAAUAAGUGAACAUUAUUGCGAAAGAAAGCAUUAUGUAAUAUUAUUAAUAAUUGCGAUUUUGUACGCUGAUGGCUAUGUAAUGUUGAGAUCGAGAAAAUAUUGCUGGAUCGUUAGAAGUUUCUGGAAAAUGAAACAGCAAAAAUUUUGAUAAAAUAUAUUAUUUGGAACAGUAACAAUAUUAAUUACAAACGAAGUCCAAUUUUGCUUUGAUAAUUCAACAGAUAUCUUUACUUUAUUAUUAUUUUAUUAAGUCCUGAAACUCAAAUUUUAAACGUUUGGAAAAGAAUAUCAAAGUUCUCUGCAAUUUUUUUAACUGAUUUCGGCGCCAUCACGUUAAACUGCAAACAUUAUUAAAGAUCAUCAAAUCGAGCCGACUUGACUCAAGCUGAAAUUUGGAAGUUUUUAGCAGCAAAGUAUUUUUAAUCAACAUUAGAUAUGAAGCUUACUUAUUUAUUACUUUCUUGCAAUUUCAAAAUUUGGAUGUUAUUUGAAGUUAUCAACGAGUAGUAUCCCAAUUUACCAGUUUUUGAAUUUAAUCAUCACAGACACUCACAACUCUUCUCAUUAUAAUGUUAGUUAAGAUUUGUUUUAACAUUAUGUUUGUAACAUUAUUAGUAUGAUAUUUCUAUUCUGCAGCUUAUUGGUAUUUUAGUAUCAAAUUACUUUUACUGUCACUUAGUAUAUUUUUCAUAUUAUUAAAACAAUUAUCAUUACCAAAUUUUGUAUCUAUGGAUGGAAAUUCAUUGAUUUUUAAUAUUUUCUUAGGGUCUUUGCCUAAGCCUUAUUAAAUAGUAUAUUUUCAUUUCAAUGCAUGAAAAUAUACUAUUUUAUUUUCAAUAUUUUUUGUAAAUGAUUAAAAACACUUGUAUGUAAAUUAUUAAGUUUACACAACAAUACUCACCAAACGUAUGUAAAAUAAUAUAAAAUAUAAGUUAAAUCUUAUCUACUUGUUUGCUAAUAACUUUACGUGUAGGUAUUUAGUUUAAGUUUAAGUUAUAAUUACAAGAUGAGCGGUGCUUAUGCUCAAUUUAAUUCCUUUUUAAUAACCUUAUACUGCACGACGUAUAAUUUAUUAUUUUCUCUUAAACUUCUUCACCUUAAAGUCUAUCCUAAGGAAUAUCUGGAUUUAGAAUAGAUUUAAAAUAUACUAGCGUAUGGAUUAUAAUAAUAAAUAAAUAAACUUCGUAUAUUUCAAUGAUUGCAUAUUAUUAGUGAUAAACAAUAUAGAAAUAAACAAAAAUGAUUAAAAACCAAAUUUUACAUUUAUCGCACAAUUAAAACAAUUUUGAAAAGUAUGUGUGUGUAUGUGAGUUUGGACCUUUAUGCCCAAUUAAUGGUCAAAGCUCAAACGCACAUGUACACACACAAUCACUCAGUCACUAACACACACAUACACACAUAGAUGACCUGAUGUCAAUGUGUGCGUUAGCUAUUUUAAUAUUCAAAAUUUGUUAAGAAGCUAAUCCCAAGCUUGGCUUACUGUUGACGUCUUGUCAAUCAAAACCGGUUACACUUACAAUAGUUGUUUUUCCCUUUCGCAAGGUUUGGUUGUCUAUUCGUAUUAGUAUAUUGUAAAUCUAUGAUCUAACCUUUAUUGAUUAUUUUCUUUAGUCUUUGAAGAAUCACAAUUAUUAUAGGGCAUACAAUUGGAUAUUAUAAUCAAUAAUGGAUAUCCCAGUAGUAUUUAAUGAAUAUUCCGUCCCGUGAGUGAAGUGUUUAAAAAUUUAUCUAUGCCUUGACGAGUCAUCAAACGAUUUUGUCACAUUUUCUUAAGAAAAUUAAUUUUCAGAUGAAUCUGAGAUUUUAUUCGAGUAUGUAAAGUUUAAAAAUAAAAAAUAAUUACAAUUGUAUAGUUUUCAGACUGCGCCCUAUGCUUGUAGUAUAAGGUUAUAUCAUUUGCCAAAUUUUAUAGUCCUAUGUCAACAGUAACCCGGUAGUAAUUUUGAGUUCCUUGAGAGUAUCGAAAAAUAGCUGUCGUUUUCUGCACCACAAACGGCCGUAUCUUUUUUACGUUAAGUAAAAAGUUUGAUUUUUUCACACUAUCGAUUGAAUUUCAAUUCGAUACAUCAAUGCGUUCCCGAGGUAAAGGGUCUUAACAGACAGAUGAACUGACGGUGUGAUUAAAAAGUGAUCCUAAAAGCUAUCCGUUUUUUCUUUUUGCGGUAUUGAACCCUGAAAAACAUGGCAAAGAUGAUAAAAGCUCUCUUAAGGAUACUUCGACUUUUAAAAAUUCUUAGAUCAUUUAGAUUUCGGCUAACACUAUAUUUGGCCUUCAUUUAUUUCAGGAUAUUUCCAUUAUAAGAUAUACUGAUAAACAUCCAACAAUAUUGAACUAAAUCAUGUACAAUUUUGUUCUAAUUUUCAGUGCUUGAAAAUUUAAUAUUUUUUUUAGAGUAGACAGGCAAGACGUUCGCUGGGUAGUACCCUGUCCAUUACAAAAUACUCUCGAUUUUUGAUUGAACCCAAAAGUAUGAGCUGUAUCGCAAUUCCGUUCAACACUUUAAACCAUGUUAAAUCUGAAAUAAUAUAGAAAUACAGGGCUGUUUCGUGACAGAAAAUAUGCCGUUGUGAAACCUACUUAUCUGGCAUUCUGUGCACCUCCCACUGUUAUAAUCAAUGACGUUUUCUACAUAUGAAGCCAUAUAAUUCACACACUGAUAGCGGACCGGCAAAAGUGUGCUUAAAGACAUUGAAAGCACACUUUUCUCCUUAGUCGUGUAUCAACUGUCACUGUCCGAAUCAAACCUGAACUAAAUAAAUGUUUUACAUUGCUGCUUAUUCAGGAAUGAGAUUUAAAACAGCUGGAGUAAAUGCAGCAAUGUAUAGAUAUAGCAGUCGAGGCUUCUUAUGGUGUAAUGACAUGUUGUCUAUAUGUAAAGAACGUCAUUGGAUAUAAGCAAAUUUUUUCAGAUAUUUAAUAAAAAAUCUAAUUGUAAGUUUUUCAUCGUAAACGUAUUUACUGUACAGCUUUUUGAAAAUUAAUUUUACCAAAUAAUACAUUGAUUAGGGGCCAUCCCUAAGAUACGUUGCACAAAUUUUACGCAUUUUUAACAUCUUUUUGUGACCCUCCCCGCUGCUGCGAUGUCAUUUUUUUUUAAAUUUUGUUAUUAUUAGAUUUAAAAUAAGUAUAGCUAUUUUUUUAAUUGUUUUAUAGAUCGGACAGCGAUUCGGCGCUCACUAACUACUUAAACCUACAGAAGCCUUAUAAAUAAAGAUCGGGUUAUGAAUAUUUCUUUAAAUUUUGCAUUACAUAUUUAUAUUACGUUAUGUGAAAUAUUAUUGAUGACGACGACCCUAUAGCCCAGUGGUUAGUGACCCUGCCUAAUGAGCCCGGUCCCGGGUUCGAAUCCCGGUAGCUGCAAUCAUUUAUAUGAUGAAUAUAUGUUUGUUUCCGCGUCAUGCAUGUUUAUUUGUAUUUAUGUAUGUUUAAGUAAGUAUAUUGUAUUUAAUAUAUCAUUGUCUUGUACCCAUAGUACAGGCUAUGCCUAAUGUGUCAAUAUAAUACUUAUUUUAAAUUUAUUUUUGAUUUAAGCAUGCGACAUCGAAAGCUUUUCAACCGCCUCCCCCCUCCCUUGUCCCCUCCCCAAAGUGUGAUGUAAUUUAUAGAUGGCCCCUUAAUCAUAUUCAAAUAAUUGAAACAAUGUUAUUUAUAAAUAUUACUUACUAUACGUAUUUUGCUAAUGUCAAUGUGGUUGUAUUUAAAACAUAUAAGGCUUGUGAAUAUUGCGAAAUCUAGGCUUAAUAUUUAUAACAAUAACAAAAUGUAGCAUGCGAUGUAAGCUAUAAGUAAAUUAUAAAUAAAGUUUAACUAAAAAAUAUAUUUAAUGUUUAUUGAAAUUAAUAAUUUACUUCGUGUCGUAAAUAAAUAAUUAUUGCAAAUAUUUAUUAUAUUAUUAAAAUGUUUAUUUCGUACCAGAAUAAGUAAGAUAAAAAAUUUCGAGAACCUAUAUUUUAUUAGUAUUAAAAAAGUUGACACUAAUUGAAUAAAAAUUAUAAUAUGAAAAAAAUAUGAUUAGAUAGAUAUUAUAUAGUACCCGGAUACAUUAUCUCUAGACCUGACGUCGAUGACGUCACAUCGUCGCUGUGGUACCGUGUGCAAAACAAGCAUUACUAAAUAAUAUCCUAAUAUUAUUAUUAGUAAAUAAACUACGAUUUAUUUUUUCAUUUGUAUUAUUGAAUGAUGCAAAUUAUUAAAUUAUUGUGUUGCGAUGUGGAUUAUUAUUAUUAUAAUGAUGAAAAAUCAAUGAAAACUCAAGGUUAAGUAAAGAGUAUAAUAUACCUGAGAGCCUACAUCACUAUUAACAAUCAGAGUCAAACAAUGCAGAAACAAACUUCAAAAACAAAGCAGUUAUAGCACGAUCAACGACAUGUACCUAACGGUAAUGAAGAUGCAAACCGUACUGAUGCAUCAUCACGAGCGCGAGGGGGUGAAAGGGAAACGGGGGGGCUUCACGUUCCAGCGAGGUCUGGAGAUAAUGUGGCCUUGUAGUAGGUUAGUAGGUAAUUGAAUAAGAACGCUUAGACUGUCGGUGUUAUUAAUUGGUAUAUAAAUUAUUAGCUAGAUGAUGGCAAACGUCAUACACGCACGCACACUUAGGAUAAAAUUAAAUACUAGAUUAUUUCAUUAAAACCCCUCUCUAACAUUCCUAUAAAGUGUAACUGUUUUAUCAUUUAAAUAUAAAACAGCAAAAUUUCAAGUUCAAACAUUUAAUUAUCUAAGAUCAUCGCAAUAACAUAAUAAAAGAAAUCCAAUUACGUGAACCAGCUCCAAAAUAAUAAAACCACUAUGAUAAUUUUUCGCAAUCUGCAAAAAGCAUAUAUUUUUGGCAUAUAUAUUCUCACAAAAGCAACAUCAACGUGGUUACUUUUCGUUGGCUACAUAACAUAAUGACUAAAGAGAAAUGUUACGGGCAAUGUUUAUAAUCCGGUAUUAUGUACAAUGCCUAGGCAAUUUAUAGAAUACCCAUAAGUUUCGGGCAAUGUAUGAAAAAUUAUUCAAUUUAUGCUUUGCCUGGGUAUUGUGUAAUAAGUAGCCUUUAAUAUUGUUUAACGAACAUCUUUUUAAAUGAUAUCAUUUCUGUCUCCGACCCAAAAAAUUAAACAGUUAUAUCAUGAUGAUCUGUAAUGACCUACUAUGACUACGCAAAAAGUGUUUGAGGUGUUGAAACAGUUAGUUUUGACCACAAUCUUAGAGAAACGAGCAAUAAAUAUAAUAAACUUGGAAACUUUAAUUAAAAGAAAUUAAUGAUGGGCUAAAUUUGAUUUAGAUGUGACAGAAGGUUCGGAAUGGAGGAUUCAUUAACUAACCCAUCUGUAACUGCUUAUAUAAAUUAACACAAAUAAUUAAAAAUACGAUCAAAUAUUGUUUAAAUGCAAAAUUGUGAAAAUUUAUGUAGUAGUAAUUGAGUGGAACAAAAUAUUAAUGGCUUUACCUUCAAUCCAUUUCAUUUACACACAAAAACGUCCGACCUCGUCAAGCGAUUACCAGCCAGUAUUUUUCACAACACCGGGAGACUGUUUGCGCUACAUAAGAAUACUAUUAAAUGGACCAUAAAAAUAAACAAAUUUCACACAUUGUUUGGACAGCGUAAGUGUACUGUGGAUUGCCAAGGUAUAUCGAAUGUUUGAAAUAUACACAUUGCCCGUAACAUUAUAUGCGUUAAAACUAUUAUGAUAACUUGUGUGCAUUUUGAG
Molecule: messenger RNA, 7350 nt
Organism: Leptidea sinapis
Lineage: Eukaryota; Metazoa; Arthropoda; Insecta; Lepidoptera; Pieridae
Gene: tipE
Product: protein tipE
Exons: 4
Coding region: 406-1398 (330 amino acids)
Biological process (GO): regulation of sodium ion transport
Molecular function (GO): sodium channel regulator activity
Source: RefSeq, a predicted model, not a curated record